Molecule: messenger RNA, 1770 nt
Organism: Daktulosphaira vitifoliae (grape phylloxera)
Lineage: Eukaryota; Metazoa; Arthropoda; Insecta; Hemiptera; Phylloxeridae
Product: angiopoietin-1 receptor-like
Molecular function (GO): protein binding
Source: RefSeq, a predicted model, not a curated record
GUUGGUGUAAUAUUGAUUACAAAAGACGGAAACUCAAAUAAAGAUGAUAUAAACACUGCUAACUAUUUCACACAAUGCUUUAAUCCAAAAAAAAUUAACCACGGAAUGAAACUUACUCCAGGAACCGACAAUAUCACCGUUACUUGGGAAAAAUUAAGAAAAAACGAUGCCAACGAGUGCAAUAUCACAUCAUUUAUUUUAAAAUUAAUGUCUAAUUUAACACGGAACGAAAAUUCGUUAUUUCAAGAGGAGAUACUAAUUAAGGAUAAUGAAUACGUUUUUAAUAAUUUAAUACCAUCUCAUACAUAUGCUGUACAAUUAAUAGGACAAACGAUUUUGGGUUUAAUCAAUGUUUCAGAUGUAAAAUAUGCGACUACAGAAACUUUUGAAUUGAUUGAUAUUGAAGACAUUUCAGUGUUGUUCGGUCAAAACUCUGACAGUUCCUUACUUUUAUCAUGGAAACUAGGUGAACUAAUAAAUUCAGAAAUAAAUUAUAAAAUUAAAUACAAGGUAAAUCGGCAUUUCAGUUGUUCAUAUAAUAUUAUAAACAAUAACUGGAAAGAAAUUAUAGUACACAAUGUUACUGAAUACUAUUUGUUCGGUCUUAUACCAAACUCCCAAUAUAUCAUAAAAGUUGAGCCUAUUACAAAUGGUUAUAAUUAUAGUGAAAAUGAAAACAUUAUAUACGCGAUGACUGCACCUUCAACACCACGAACUUCUCCUGUGUUAGACAAUAAUGGCACAUUUUAUGUGAGUAACCAAACGGCAUCAAUAAAAUGGCUAGUAGAUAAAAAUCAAUGUGUCAAGGUGAAUGGUUUUCAAACAGGCUUUUAUUACAAAUUAAAGAAUUUAGCACAAGACACUAUUAUAGAAAAUGAAACUGACGAUACUUCAAUAGAAUUUAACAAUUUAAUGCCGAAUACAUCAUAUGUUCUAGAAGUUUAUAUAAAAACGAAAAAAGGAUAUAAUGAAAACUUUAUGUUAAAAGUACCCUUUCAAACAAAAUCGAAGUUUUUACCUGCAAUAGAAAAUUUAUCAGUUUACAAAAAAAAUUCAAAAACGAAAACUAUAGGUUUGAGAUGGAGUUACGAUAACGAGUCUGAUAUAAAUGGUUUUAUAAUUCAUUUAAUUGCUUCUUAUUAUAAAGUUAAUUCCAAACAAAUAACAAUCGAAGUUCCAUCGAGAUGUACUGCAUGGCCAGAUAUGUAUUGUGAAACUAUAGAUAAUUUAACACCAAGCACCCAGUACACUAUUAAAAUAAAAGCCAAAUCUUUAGAUUAUCCUAAUGGUGGAUUAGUGGCAUCUGAAGAUUUUAAUACUGUCGACGGAAUUCCAGAUGAACCUGGAAAUUUGACGAUUACUUAUGUCGGCACCAACAACAUUUCCCUAGAAUGGAACAUCCCUUGGAUGUUUAACGGUGCACUUAAUUCGUUUAUAAUAAACGCAGAAGAAGUUUCUGCAAUAGAUAUUGAUUCAUGUUGUACUAGUUAUCCGCCUAUUGAACUAUUAGUUACCGAAGAAAAGCCGACUUAUACUUAUAAGCUAGGUAACUUAAAGCCUGGUUCAACUUAUGCAAUCGGUGUGCUGUCAAAAACUUCAUGGUAUAGUCAAGUUAAAAGAAUUCACGUUACAACACUGAUUGAUUAAAAAUAUCGAGUCAUUUACCAAGUGUUCAUGACAAUUUAAAAUUAAAAUAGAGUAAAUAACUCGUUUUUCAAUAUAAAUGUGACUAUUAUAUUAAUUUUUUGUACUUAUAAUAGACAAAAUAAA